Molecule: messenger RNA, 291 nt
Organism: Penicillium brevicompactum
Lineage: Eukaryota; Fungi; Ascomycota; Eurotiomycetes; Eurotiales; Aspergillaceae
Exons: 2
Coding region: 1-291 (96 amino acids)
Source: RefSeq, a predicted model, not a curated record
AUGACACAUCACACCUUGGAAGCAGAUGACGGCCAAGAAAUCUGCCACCAUGAGACUUGCCUCAUCUGCGGCAGACACUUCCUCACUUGGCAACCUGCCCGUAUUCGAAAUGACCCAGCUCAAGCACAGGAGCUUUUGAGCUUGUUGCAGAAGGCUGCUUCCAUAAAAUGGUCUGCCAAGACAAGACUUAUGGCCGGUAUCAUCAAAAUGAUUGAAACUGGUGGAAGUUUCAAUCUCUCCAUCUCUCCACUUUGCAUCCACCCAGCAUUGACCUGGAAUAUGCUUUUCUAA